Molecule: messenger RNA, 5527 nt
Organism: Clupea harengus (Atlantic herring)
Lineage: Eukaryota; Metazoa; Chordata; Actinopteri; Clupeiformes; Clupeidae
Gene: vezt
Product: vezatin, adherens junctions transmembrane protein
Biological process (GO): cell-cell adhesion
Cellular component (GO): plasma membrane
Molecular function (GO): myosin binding
Source: RefSeq, a predicted model, not a curated record
CAGAGCAGAUGAGGAAACACUCGGGCCAACUAAGACGCUUUGCUCAAAUCCGUGUGGAAUGGUAAUCUGGUCGGCCGGUCCCCGGGUCCGAGUGAAAGGAGCGCAGUCGGGGUCGGUUCCUGUUCUGCGGAGCCUGGAGGGAAGUCUGUCUGGGUCGGCAGCGGCAGGCAGCGGCAGGCAGCGAGGCAGGAAAAGGAUGGCGUACUACCCUAGGCCAGGCAGGAGGAUGAGGAUUGGACGAGAGAACUCUCCCCUGUUCCAGUAUCUUCAGGAUCUAGGACACACUGAUUUCGAAGCGUGUGCACCCGUUUCUCAGGAGGAUGACCGAGCUCAGGACGAGGGGGCGUGUUCACGCGACGCCCCGCCCCCUCAGAAAGAGAGCUGGAUCAGGAAACUCACGGGAGCCAUGCGUCGCCUGAGUGUGGUCUUCAGCAGUAACACGACACAACAACAUGAACGACAGCUGGAUGAAGAGUUUCGGCGCUACGCCCUGCGUUGUGUGUUGUCGCAGGACGUCUUGCUGCAGGAGGACAUUGAGCUCAUCGAGCUGCUGGAUCCCAGCAUCCUCUCUCUGGGAUCGGCUACUUCUGCCUGCCCCAGUGUGGACACGGCCUUACCCAGACCCCAGCUACUGGCCAAACCCACUGUCUGGGAUGUCUCUGUCCUGGUGUGUUUGGUGGCGGUCCUGGCUGCAAUGUGUGCGUGCGAAUGCUUCGGCCUGUCUCCAGGGGUGUGUGUGUUGUGCCUGAGUGUGUGCAUGGUGUUGCGGGGCUUUGCUCUUAGACAGCGAGCGCUGCAGCAGAAGUGUGUGUGGGAGCAGUGUGUGUGUGUGGAGCGUCUGGUGACAGAGAGCCGCACACUGACCAGCGUCUGCAGGAAAACACUCCGAUUGGUCCAGGAGACAGAAGUUAUCUACCGCGGAUUCACACUUUUGCUCGACAGGGUAAGCGCCGCCUGUCCCUUCAACAGAGCGGGAACUCCUCGGGGCCAGCAGCUGAUUGGCCUACGCAAAGCCGCCUAUCAGAGCCUUCGCUCCGCCUUCCGAGCCUCCCGUCUCGCCACCUGCCUCAUGCUCAAGUCGUUCCCUCUGUCCUCUGAGAUGGAUAAUGUGGUGAACUACGUGUCCAGCGUACCAAUCAAAGAGCUCGGUUUGGGCCUGGGGGCGGAACAUCUCACUGAUGACCAGGUGCAGGAACUCACCGAUGACUACAGCCUGCCAGCACUCAAGAUGCUGUUCCAGUUGUGGGUGGGACAAAGCUCUGAGUUCUUCCGUCGAUUGGCUCUUCUGAUGUCGCCGGGGCGACAGGAGGAUUCCAGUCUCAUCAUGCACCAGGCUAUCACCACGGUGACCAGCCCCCUCCAGCACACCCUGAGUGGUUGCCUCGGCGACCUGCAGCGCAGUUACGACUUCCACCGCUACUUUGAGAUGCAGUUGCAGUCCCAGAGUGAGAGGACACACUCACACACGCGACAGAGGUGUCACGAGCUCAACACACUCCACGCCUCGGUCCGAAGCCUGCAGUUACACCUGAAAACACUACUCAAUGAGGUGAUCAUCCUGGAGGAUGAGUUGGAGAAGCAGAUGGUGGCCAAGGAGACAGUUGCCAUGACGGUGGCUGGUUACCAGGAGCUCCAGGAGCGCCUGAGUCUCCUGCAGCCCCACAUGCAGGCCAGCAAUGGCAUCUGGGACGACACACUCACCCAGGUGGACAAGAUGCUACGCAGGGCCACCAACUGCACAGGAAGUCCAGAUGGUUCGGAGGAUUCCCCCCCACUUGUCCCCCAGCCCCCCAUUAGGCCGGUGAGCCUGAUCACUGACAGAGACCCAGUGCCCGAGGAACAGGAGUUGGAGGCGUAUGUGUCCGAUUCCGACUCCGAACCAGAAUAUGGAUUGUCGUCGUUGUCACCAUGGGAACUGGAGCGCAUGAGGAGAGAAGGGGAAGAGUCUAAGCGGGUUCUUCUAGAACUUAAAUCAGUGCUGGGGUUCCGUGCCUCAGAGACGGAGAGACACAAACGACAAGUACUGCUCUUCAACGAGCAAGCUGCUGUGAAGCCCGUUGCUGAGGAAACAUCAGAGCCAAACAACCAGACAGACCACUCUGAACCGGACGUUUCCAUGGGCAACCACGUCGCCGUGCAACAGGGAGAAGAAGGAGGGAGAGAGGCAAAGGAGGAGAGAAAAGAUGGGGAGGAGAAAAGAGGAGAGGAGGAAAAGGAGGAGGAGAAGGAAGAGGGGAGACAUCAAGAGGUCAAUGAGGAGGCGAAUGAGUUCAGCUGUGGCGUAUCCGCAUCUGUCGCCGACGGCGACGGGGAGCAGGAGAACAUCAAGGCACAGCUCUUUCAGUAUGAUGGGACGCCAGAAGCCGCCGGGGCGGAGUCAGGAGACGGACUUAACCCCAUGGCGCCGCGGAUCCCUGCCCUGACGGUGAUGGACAGGCUGACGGAGAUCCACGGCGCACAAGCCUUGAGCUUCAGCUCCGCCAUCGCCGCACAGGUGGCCGCCCGCUCACACACCUUCACACACAUGCAGGAACACACCUUUGGUGACUCGGACGAGGAAGAGGACGAGAAAGAAGAAGAAGAGGAGGAGGAGGGGGAAGAGGAAGAGAGGACGACAGAGAGACAGAGACGAGAGGAGAAUGAGGAUGAGUAGAGACUUGAUGCUGCUUUGAGAAAAACAAAACAAAAACAAACAAAAUGGCUUGCCUGCCUAUUUAUUUCUGUUUUAUUUCUCUUAUUUAUUGGAGAGGAGCUUGAAAUUUUGUUUUUAUGUUAUGUUCUUUUUUUUAAUUAUUAUUCACCUAUUCUCCGUCAGCUAUGGAAACUCCUUUUGUUUUAGAUUUUUAGAUACUUUAUUAAUCCCUGAGGCAAAUUGGGACUCUGCGUUUAACACAGACACAAACACACACACAUACACACACACACACACACACACACACACACACACACACACACACACCCUUCAGUUGGGGGUUAGCUGACUGCUCAAGGGCACUUCAGCCGUAGAUGUUGAGGGCUGUUUAUUCAUUCUGUCCGCCCUCGUUUUUCCUGCCGGUCCAGGGGAUCGAACCGGUGACCUUUCUGUACCAAACUCUUGUCUGUGACUGCCCCCCAGAGAACCAGUGCGUUGUCAUACACAUUAGUCAGGAAUGCACGCACACGCACACACGCUUGCUCGCUCACAUGCACACCUACUUUACCUUACGCACACACACUCGUACCCACACGUACCCACACAUACACGUACCCACACAGCCACACACACACUUGUACCCACACACACACAAACUCGUACCCACACACACACUUGUACCCACACAGCCACACAUACGGGUCUCAUUGACAGUACCUCUGUAAUGUCUCUGUUAAUCAUUCAUCAAUCACCCCUCCUCCGUCCUGUCCGACAAGAUUUAAUCUAUUUUUCCUUUUCUGUGCGUCACUGAAAAAAGAAUCUCACGUGUGUAUGAACACACCAUCCGCACCAGAAAGAGAAAGUAAUUUGGGUCCGAGGGCAUUUCUGCUGGAAGUGAUGUGAUCAGGAGAACACAGCCACGGGAAGUAUUUGGGGUCAGCGGUCAUGCCUACAGGAAGUGAUUUGGAUGUAAACACACAACACUUUCAGAAGGUCGUCAGUCACUGCUGUCCCAGGAUCAGUGGUGAGAAUGUUGAAACUUUCUGGAACCCUAUAAAACAUUGAAUGUUUAAAACAUUGAGUGCAUUUGCUUUGCAUGUAGUCAAGCUCUGUGAGGAGAACCAGACAGGUUCUGCUCAAGUGAAAUGGUGCGUAAUGGGAUUGUUUCGGAAUAGCAAUAGUGUUGCCGUGGGAUACUUAUUGUUUUCACGAUCAAAAUCACUUGAUUCAUAAACAUUCUUCAAUGAAAGUCGGAAUAAACAUAAACAAAAUGUCCCUCCUCCUUGAUUUGUCCACUGUAAGCUCAAUGGGUAUGGGGGGGGUGCUACAGAAUAUCUUAUGAGGUAAAUUAGUUGGAGAAAUCGAAUGUUCAGAAUGUAGCAACUAUUUCUAGGGGCGUGUCCUCUCUGGGGACCAACCCCACACACCCUUAUAUGUCCGUCAACCAAUGGGAUUGCCUCACUUCAGAAUGUGUCGAUCAAAACCAAAAUCACUAGAUGAGUGUUAGCAUGAGGUUCUUGCUAAUGGUUUUCUUGAUUUUUUUUUUUUCUUGUGUUUUUUUUUAUGUAUGAAAGAGUGUCUGUGUGUGUGUGUGUGUGUGUGUGUGUGCGACAGAAAGAAAAAGAGAUUAAGUGAGUGAGUGACGGGUGUAAAAAGAAAAUCUAGAAUUGGGCGGAUGUCAUCGUGAAGGUAAAGCAAUAUUUUUGGUGGAUGGGUUGGCCUGAUCACAGCAGCAAGCACUGUCCAGUUGGUCUGCUGCCCCCCUCCUAGACUAGAGCUGGCUAUGUGCCUCUGGUCUCAUGUGGAUAAUGCAGCUCUAAAUGGUAGGAAGUCAGCCGUAGGGAUCUGAUGUAAACAGAGGUCAACAGGACUGAAGCCCCGUGUUUGUCAUGUCAGUCACAUCCCAGCUAGUGCCUGUCAGCUUGAUUACUACUUCAGACACACACACAGGGCCGACUGGAGGGCACUCUGGCCCUGAUGCUAUCCGCUUCAUGGUUGGCUUCGCCUGGACAGAUCUGAGCCGUCUCCUCCACAAGGUGACGGGGGGUGGUGGGGGUCCAGGUGCUCAGGAGAAAGGUUGGAAAGGAGGAGAGGAUGGAGGUGACGUGGGAGAUCCCUGGCAUUCCUGGACGUAUUUGAACUAAUCUAGGAUCAGGCGAGGAAGGGGGGGGAGGAUGGAUGGAUGGAUGAGGAUGAUUGCGGGGGGCUUGUUGGGCCCCUUGGCUAUGACUGUGAUUGGGUGUUUGGAGGGGGGAUGAUUAAGUCCGGGGCCCCAGGAUUCUUACCUGUACCCUGGCACUUGAUACAACUAAUCUUUUGUUUGAAAACCUGUGUUGUCUCUCUGUGACUUAGACGACCAGCCCCCAGUGAAGGGCAUGGGAUGAGAGACACUGACUAUUGGCUGAUGGUUUGCUGCUGCUAGACUAGAUGCACCAGUCCCAGAUGUGUUCUAGAGUCCACUGAUGACAUGGCAACCACCACAGAAUCAGAACUUCAGUGUGUGGAAGACUGACUGAUUGUUCUCCGUGGAACAUGGGAGCUAGAUGGAGCUACGGCGCGGCUGAUUGGAUGACUGGUAUGGAACAUGGGAGCUAUAUGGAGCUACAGCGCGGCUGAUUGGAUGACUGGUAUGGAACGUGUGAGCUAGAUGGAGCUACGGCUUUGGAUCAUUGGCGGUCUGGUUUGUGUGUGACCGUGAGUUAUGAGGAAUAUGCUCACUCGGCACUGUUCGACCUUAACACAAGCAAACACCCAAAUGGUAAAGCCAGGCGUGUGUGUGUGUGUGAAUGUGUGUCUUUUCAAUCAGCCAUGUUUGCCUUGUCUGUUGCGGUGUACAUUUUAUUAGCUCUCGGUCUGUCUUAUUUCAAUUUGUCAAAUAAAAAUGUUCUUCUUCAA